Fonsecaea erecta is the source of this 1536-nucleotide messenger RNA. RefSeq lists its product as hypothetical. The record is from RefSeq and is a predicted model, not a curated record. Lineage: Eukaryota; Fungi; Ascomycota; Eurotiomycetes; Chaetothyriales; Herpotrichiellaceae. The transcript has a single exon. Gene Ontology annotation, biological process: autophagy of mitochondrion; activation of protein kinase activity; autophagosome assembly. Gene Ontology annotation, cellular component: Atg1/ULK1 kinase complex; phagophore assembly site. Gene Ontology annotation, molecular function: molecular adaptor activity; protein kinase activator activity. Bases 1 to 1536 code for a protein of 511 amino acids.
AUGUCCUCACUCGACCCUGUCAUGGCGCAAUCUCCUCAUCCUGUGGCCUCAGGUCGAUCCUCCCCUUCGCAAUCCACGCACGCGUCCAGUCCUCCGUCGGCCUCUGUCGAGACUCUCGUAUCAUACUUGGUCGCUGCUAAACGAUCUCUCGGCAGCAUCCAUCUCGUCCACCGGGCCACCACCAUCCUCACCGAAGCACGUGCCUCGAUCGAGGCUACCACGGCCCUCCUCGCCAAAGCCACCUACCUUCGCCGCUCCGUGGCCUCUCAGUUGAAGAUUCUACGCGGGGUCCAGCUCGAACUAGAGACUGCUGCCCAAGGUAUUCAACACGAGUUUCAGACCGUGAUCAAAGAGCUGGACGAGACCGGUGCAAGGCUGCUGCAAUCAAUAGAUCUGUUGAAGCAGACGAGAAUUGAAGAUGCUUUCAAAACUUCGGCUGGGGGAGCGGCGGAUGAUGGCCCGAUUAAGGAGACCUUGCAUGAUUUCGUGGACGACAGUGCUGUCGAAACGAUCAAACAAGCCAUGGAAAUUGCCAUAGACAAUGUACAACACGCGCAAAAUGAAAUAGGCCACUCUAUUCAAACGUUGGAAGACGAUCUACAAUCCAUCAACGAAGUCCUCAACGGCAGAGGAGAGCUCUCUAGCACAGACAGUGAAUUGCAGCAGCCCACUCCCAUCGCUGGCAUCCUCGCACUAUUGGAGGACCACGCCCGUAUAAUGGCAGAGGAGCUCGAAAGCUUAGUCAAACACUUCGAUCUCUGCGUCACGGCCAUCAAACACACAGAAGGAGGCGGCGAAGCAUUAUUUCAGACCAUGAAUACCGGCGAGGGAGUCGACCUCCCGGACGCGGUGGGCCUGGGUAUGGACGAGCUUCGCGCCCCCACGCAGCCUAUGAACGAGGAGGAACGCCUGGAGAUGCUGCAGGUUCUUGAGAAUGACGCUCAGGAGGUGGAUGAAGUGGUCAUGGAACUCCAAGAUCGCAAUGCCGAGAUGGAAGCUCAGCUCGACAAAAUCCAUCAAUGGUGCGAACGGCAAGAAAACGCCUACGCGGACGUCGCAACAGCGUUCAAACUCCUCGAAAAGAUCUCGGGGCGGCUAUCGGGGUAUGUGGCCGAGAUAGCCCGGCACGCGCUGAAGUGGAAUGAAGAGAAGGCCAAGAUCGAAGAUGGCAUUGGCGGGAUGGAGGACCUUUGCGAGUACUAUGCUAAUUUUCUCCACGCUUACGACGGCUUAAUCGUCGAAGUCGCCCGACGACGGACUGUUAAGAAACAGAUGGAGAGAGUGGUAGCGGAGGCGCAUGCUCAGCUGGAGCAGAUGUACGAGUCGGAUCAGCAGUUGAGGCAGGAGUUCAAGAACGACUUGGGCGAGUAUUUGCCGAGUGACAUUUGGAGUGGCAUCAAUACUUUACCGCCCAGAUAUUCUAUCGCGAGCGCCGAUGAGGAAGAUGUUGGGAGUGUACCUGAGCUGCCGAGACGGACAGUCGAAGAGGCUUUGCGGAGGUUGAAGGUUGGCGGAGGUGGAAGAAGCACCAGAUGA